Molecule: messenger RNA, 1620 nt
Organism: Talaromyces amestolkiae
Lineage: Eukaryota; Fungi; Ascomycota; Eurotiomycetes; Eurotiales; Trichocomaceae
Exons: 5
Coding region: 1-1620 (539 amino acids)
Biological process (GO): carboxylic acid metabolic process
Molecular function (GO): isocitrate lyase activity
Source: RefSeq, a predicted model, not a curated record
AUGGCCACAAACUUCGAGCUCGAAGACCAGAAAUAUCUGGAAGACGUCAACGCCGUCAAGCAAUGGUGGACUGACUCACGAUGGCGAUACACCAAACGCCCCUUCACAGCUGAGCAGAUUGUCGCGAAGCGCGGCACACUCAAGAUCGAGUAUCCGUCCAAUACACAGGCUAAGAAGCUCUGGGGUCUUCUUGAGGAGAGAUUCAAAGCCAAAACUGUUAGCUACACAUACGGUUGCUUGGAACCGACUAUGCUUACGCAGAUGAUCAAAUACCUCGAUACCAUCUAUGUCUCUGGAUGGCAAAGCUCUUCAACCGCCUCAUCGACAGAUGAGCCUUCUCCUGAUCUCGCAGAUUACCCCAUGAACACCGUCCCCAACAAAGUCAACCAGUUAUUCAUGGCCCAACUCUUCCACGACCGAAAACAGCGCGAAGAGCGCAUCACCACCCCCCGCGAAAAGCGCGGCUCCGUCCAAGACUACGAUUACCUCCGACCCAUCAUCGCCGAUGCUGAUACGGGACAUGGUGGUCUCACUGCUGUCAUGAAGCUUACCAAACUCUUUGUGGAGCGUGGAGCGGCUGGKAUUCAUAUUGAGGAUCAGGCGCCGGGUACGAAGAAGUGCGGUCACAUGGCUGGAAAGGUCUUGGUGCCGAUUAGUGAACAUAUCAACCGUCUGGUUGCUAUUCGUGCCCAGGCUGAUAUCAUGGGAACCGACCUCCUUGCCAUUGCACGAACAGACUCUGAAGCCGCCACCCUCAUUACUUCGACCAUUGACUACCGCGACCAUGACUACUUGCUCGGAUCCACCAACCCCAGCCUCCAACCUCUCAACGACCUGAUGGUCGCCGCCGAGCAAUCCGGCAAAUCAGGCGAUCAGCUUCAGGCCAUCGAAGAUUCCUGGAUCGCGCAAGCCGGCCUCAAGAAAUUCGAAGACGCCGUUAUCGAGACCAUCAACAAAGGCACCUCUGCCAAUAAGAAAGAACUCGUCGCCAAAUACCUGAGCUCUGCCAAGGGCAAGAGCAACACCGAAGCCCGCGCGAUUGCCAAGGGAAUCACCGGAGUUGACAUCUACUGGAAUUGGGAUGCGCCUCGAACCCGAGAGGGAUACUACAGGUACCAAGGCGGUACUCAAUGUGCGGUCAACCGUGCCGUCGCUUAUGCGCCGUUUGCCGAUUUGAUUUGGAUGGAGAGUAAGCUUCCUGACUAUAAGCAAGCCAAGGAGUUUGCCGAUGGUGUGCAUGCCGUCUGGCCCGAGCAAAAAUUGGCAUACAACCUCUCACCAUCCUUCAACUGGAAAGCAGCCAUGUCCCAAGACGAACAACUUACCUAUAUUGAGCGCCUCGGCAAGCUCGGCUACUGCUGGCAAUUCAUCACCCUUGCCGGUCUGCACAGUACAGCCCUUAUCACUGAUCAAUUCGCUUCCGCAUACGCCAAACAAGGUAUGCGCGCAUACGGCGAGCUUGUCCAGGAGCCCGAGAUGGACCGCAAAGUCGAUAUUGUCACGCAUCAGAAAUGGAGUGGUGCGAAUCUGAUUGAUCAUAGUCUUGCGAUGGUUACGGGUGGUAUUAGCAGUACAGCAGCUAUGGGUAAGGGUGUCACUGAGGAUCAGUUCAAGUCGUAA